Messenger RNA from Yarrowia lipolytica CLIB122, 3072 nucleotides. RefSeq lists its product as uncharacterized. Gene Ontology annotation, biological process: rRNA acetylation involved in maturation of SSU-rRNA. Gene Ontology annotation, cellular component: 90S preribosome; nucleolus. Lineage: Eukaryota; Fungi; Ascomycota; Dipodascomycetes; Dipodascales. The record is from RefSeq and is a predicted model, not a curated record. Gene Ontology annotation, molecular function: ATP binding; 18S rRNA cytidine N-acetyltransferase activity; tRNA binding.
AUGGGAAAGAAGCAAAUCGACCCCCGAAUUCCGGCUCUGAUCCGAAACGGAGUCCAGGAAAAGCAGCGUUCUUUCUUCAUCAUUGUUGGAGAUAAUGCGAAAAACCAACUCCCCAACCUGCACUACCUCAUGUCGUCCGCAGACAUUCGAAUGAACAAGUCUGUUCUGUGGGCCUACAAACACAAGUUGCUGGGAUUCACCUCGCACAGAAAGAAGCGAGAGACCAAGAUCAAGAAGGAGAUCAAGCAGGGCAUCCGAGAGGUCAACCAAGAGGAUCCCUUUGAGCUGUUUGUCUCUCUGCAGAACAUUCGAUACUGCUUCUACAAGGACACUGAGAAGAUUCUCGGUAACACCUACGGCAUGUGUAUCCUGCAAGACUUUGAGGCUCUGACCCCUAAUCUGCUGGCCCGGACUAUUGAGACUGUCGAGGGUGGAGGUAUUGUGGUUAUGAUGCUUAAGAGCAUGGCCUCCGUAAAGCAACUGUAUACUAUGACCAUGGAUAUCCACUCCCGAUACCGAACUGAGGCCCACAAUGAUGUUGUUGCCCGUUUCAACGAGCGAUUCUUGCUGUCUCUUAAUGACUGUCGAACGUGUCUCGUUGUUGAUGACGAGCUCAACGUUCUCCCCAUCUCGGGAGCCAAGACAGUCAAAGCUCUGCCUCCUCUUGACGAGGACGAGGAUGUUCCUGAGAACGUCCAGGCUCUUCGAGACCUUAAGGAUUCUCUUGCUGACAUCAAGCCCACCGGUGACCUGGUUAAGAUUGCAAAGACUGUGGACCAGGGUAAGGCUAUCCUGACUUUCAUCGAUACGAUUGUUGAGAAGAACCUCAAGAGCACAGUUGCUCUUACCGCUGGCCGAGGUCGAGGUAAGUCGGCUGCUCUUGGUGUGGCAAUUGCUGCCGCUGUUGGCCAGGGCUACUCCAACAUCUUCAUCACCUCUCCUUCCCCCGAAAACUUGAAGACCCUCUUCGAGUUCAUCUUCAAGGGAUUCGAUGCCCUAGGAUAUGAGGAGCAUGUUGACUACGACAUCCAGCAGUCCACCAACCCUGCUUUUAACAAGGCCAUUGUCCGAGUCAACAUCUUCAAGUCCCAUCGACAGACAAUUCAGUACAUUGUCCCUGGCGACUCGCAUGUUCUGGGUCAGGCGGAGCUGGUCGUAAUCGAUGAGGCUGCCGCAAUUCCGCUCCCCGUUGUGAAGAAACUGCUUGGUCCCUACCUUGUCUUCAUGGCUUCUACCAUCAAUGGUUACGAAGGUACUGGUCGAUCUCUAUCUCUUAAGCUGAUCCAGCAGCUGCGAGAGAGCUCUGGAAAGACUCAGAUGGGCCGAACUCUGCAUGAAGUUGUGCUGGAUGAGCCCAUCCGAUACGCUCCUGGUGACCCCGUCGAGAAGUGGCUCAACAAGCUGCUGUGCCUCGACGCCACUAUUGCUCCCAAGGCCAAGAAUGCUGCCACUCCUCACCCUGACAAGUGUCAGCUUUUUGCCGUCAACAGAGACACUCUCUUCUCCUACCAUGCGGUCUCUGAGGCAUUUUUGCAUCGAAUGAUGGCUCUCUACGUGGCAUCUCAUUACAAGAACACUCCCAACGAUCUGCAGCUGCUGUCCGAUGCUCCCGCUCAUCAGCUCUACGUUCUUCUGGGCCCCCAGGAGGGUAACCAGCUUCCCGAGCCUCUGGUUGUUGUCCAGGUUGCGCUUGAAGGUGAGAUUUCAAAGGACAGUGUUCGAAACGCCUUGUCUAGAGGCCAGCGAUCUAGCGGUGACCUGAUCCCCUGGCUCAUGUCCCAGCAGUACCAGGACGACGAAUUUGCAUCUCUCUCUGGCGCUCGAAUCGUCAGAAUUGCCACCAACCCCGAGUACAUGGGUAUGGGCUACGGUGGCCGAGCUCUGGACUUGCUUCAGGAUUACUUUGAGGGAAAGUUCACAGAUAUCUCCGAGCGAACGUCUCUCGAGAACCAGUCUAUUGUCCGAGUUACCGACGCAGAACUUGCCAAGGGCAAGCUGACCGAUAAGAUCACGGUUCGAGACGCUGCCUCCAUGCCUCCUCUGCUGAACAAGCUGUCCGAGAUUCCUCCCCAUCGACUCAACUACAUGGGUGUUUCUUACGGUCUUACCAACCAGCUGCACAAGUUCUGGAAGCGAAACGGCUACGUACCUGUAUACCUGCGACAGACAGCCAACGAGCUCACUGGUGAGCACACUUGUGUCAUGCUUCGAGGUCUCAAGGGUCAGGACGACUCCUGGCUCGCCGAGUUCUCCAGUGACUUUCACAAGCGGUUCCUCACUCUUCUUUCUUUUGAGUUCAGCUCGUUCACCGCUUCUCAUGCUCUAUCACUUGUGGAGUCUGCCAAGUCGAUGAACAAGAAGGAGAGAGUUCCUGUCACCAAGGCCGAGCUUGACCGACUCUUCACUCCCUUUGAUCUGAAGCGACUCGAGUCCUAUGCCAACAACCUGUUGGAUUACCACGUCAUUGUCGAUAUGCUUCCUGCAAUUGCUACAAUGUACUUCCGAGACCAGUUCCCUGCCAACAUCAAGCUGUCUAUUGUUCAGUCUGCUGUUCUGCUUGGUAUUGGUCUUCAACGAAAGGACAUGGACAAGAUGUCUGCUGAGCUCAACCUGUCUGUUUCUCAAAACAUGGCGAUGUUCUCCAAAAUCAUCCGAAAGGUGUCCAAUUACUUCCGAGAGGUGCUCUCUUCUGCCAUCGACGAGCAGAUGCCCAAGCAGCUUCAUGAAGAUGUCCGAGAGCUGGAUGGCGAGGAGGAUAUGUUUGGCGAGGUCCAGGAGGAUGUUACUGACGAGCUUGAGGAGGCUGGAGAUGAGGUGACCGCGGCUCUUAGAGAGAAGCAGCGAGAACUCAUCAAUGCCUUGGAUCUCAACGAGUUCAAGAUCAACGACGAUGACUGGGAGGGAGCCAAGAAGGGGGCUUCCAAGGCUGCUACCGGCAAGGCUGGCACAACUCUUGCUGUGCGCAACAGCAGCAAAGAGAAGAAGCGAAAGGCCGAGAGUGUCGAUAGCAUCUACAAAGAGGAGAUGAACGCUCUCAAGUCUGCCAAGAAGAGCAAGAAGGGCAAGAAAUAA